UUAACUAUUUUGUGGUUAAUAAAUUUACCUACUUUCUUCUUUUGACUACAAUAAAUUUAUCUACAUACUUACUAAACAAAAACAAAAACAAAAGGAAAUCCAUCAUCACAUGAAAGAAAACCAGGCAUUGGACACAACAUCACAGACUAGCAAACCAAAUUUUGUGUGUCUCUGUGCUGUAACAAACAGCUACUCUCUUACUCAUGCAUUGAUUCCAUAAUCUCUCUCUCUCUCUCAGAGACGCCAUGUAUCGCCACAUCUACACCGCCCUUCUUCUUUUCAUUCUCUCCAUUUCCCUCUCUUCAUCAUCAUCAUCAUCAUCAUCAUCACCAACGAGUCAAAUCAACUCCAACUCAGUUCUACUAGCUCUUCUCGACUCACAUUACACUGAACUCGCCGAACUCAUUGAAAAAGCAAUGCUAUUACAAACACUCGAACAAACCGUUGCCACUCACAACAUCACCAUCUUCGCACCAAACAACCAAGCUCUCGAACGUAAUCUCGAUCCCGAUUUCAAACAAUUCCUUCUCCAACCGGGUAACAUUCAUUCUCUUCAAUCUCUCCUCUUGUUCCACGUGAUUCCCACCAAUAUCGGAUCUAAAAAACAAACCGGCUCGACCCGCUUCAAAACUCUCUCCAACCAUAACAUCAACGUGGAUACGAAUAUCACCACCGGAGAAUUAACGGUCGAACAAAUCAAAAUCGUUCAUCCGGAUUUUAUAACCCGACCCGACGGCGUCAUCCACGGGAUCCAAAAUCUCCUUAUACCACGCUCCGUCGUGGACGACUUCAACCGCCGCCGUAGUCUCCGUUCAAUCACCGCCGUGAAACCAGAACCAUCACCAGAAGUGGACACGAGAAACCACAAGCUAAAGAAACAAAAACAACCUCCAUCGGAAAAACCAGGUUCACUGCCGAAACUUCCGAUCUACGAAGCUAUGUCACCGGGACCUUCCCUGGCCCCGGCCCCGGCGCCGGGACCAGGCUCCCCGCACCACCACUUCAACGGCGAUGCAAACGUGAAGGAUUUCAUUAAAACGUUAAUCCGUUACGGUGGUUACAACGAAAUGGCUGAUAUUCUCGUAAACCUAACGUCGUUAGCAACCGAAAUGAGCCGUUUAGUUUCGGAAGGUUACGUAUUAACAGUUUUGGCACCAAAUGACGAAGCGAUAGGGAAGUUAACGACGGAACAGUUAAGUGAACCGGGUUCACCUGAAGAGAUAAUGUAUUACCAUAUUAUCCCUGAGUAUCAAACCGAAGAGAGUAUGUAUAAUGCGGUUAGAAGAUUCGGGAAGGUUCGAUAUGAUACGCUUCGGUUACCGCAUAAGGUUUUGGCCGAGGAAGCUGAUGGGUCUGUUAAAUUUGGGAAUGGUGACGUGUCGGGUUAUUUGUUUGACCCGGAUAUUUAUACGGAUGGGAGGAUUUCUGUUCAGGGGAUUGAUGGGGUUUUGUUUCCUAUGGUGGAAGAGGAGAAGGUGGAGCGGGAUAAACCCGUUUCGAAGAUGGGUCAACCCGGAAAAGUUCAACACAGAAGAGGUAAACUUUUGGAAACAGCAUGCUGGAUGCUUGGAACCUUUGGACAGCAUUCUAGACUCGCCUCUUGUCAAUGAAAAAGCCAACAUUAUAUUUUUUUGCUAGUAAAAUUCCUUAGUACAAGAUGCACAGAUUGAUGAAGAUCUCAAAGAUCUUAAAAACUCAAAUAGGCAGAUCUUGCUGGAGAUAAUAGCCAGCUGCUAUGGGUGUGAUUUCCCACAUUUUUGUUUUGCUCUUCUUCAUUUCUUCUUCAUUAUUUCCUUCAUUUGUAUUUUCAGUCCUAAAUGAGUGAGCAAAAGCUUCUCUAGUCUUUUUGUCCUACAAUUUAGUGCAUAUAUGUGUUUUUAGAGAUUCAAUUACAACUGCUACUCCAAUGUAAUAGGUGGGUUGUGUUGGUUUAAUCGAAAGGUUUUCUGAACUGCAACAAGGCAUUGAACCUUUCUAACAGACUUGUUCCUAUUCAAUGAGUAAUUUUCUCGAAGAAAUAAAAACACAAUGAUUCUUUGCUGUAGUA
Cicer arietinum (chickpea) is the source of this 2047-nucleotide messenger RNA. RefSeq names its product fasciclin-like arabinogalactan protein 15. The record is from RefSeq and is a predicted model, not a curated record. Lineage: Eukaryota; Viridiplantae; Streptophyta; Magnoliopsida; Fabales; Fabaceae.